Molecule: messenger RNA, 1167 nt
Organism: Neolamprologus brichardi
Lineage: Eukaryota; Metazoa; Chordata; Actinopteri; Cichliformes; Cichlidae
Source: RefSeq, a predicted model, not a curated record
AUGGAUGUCACAGCUCCGUGCAUCAGACUGUCAGCUGUAGGACUCAACAGAAUAUUUGUAACCCGUGGCUCUUUGGUCUCUUCAGUGAUGACUCUCAUGAUCCUGCUUUGUGCACAUGAUCCAGAUGCAGUUUCUCUUCUUGUUGUUCCAAACAGAUUGCAGUUUCUUGAAUAUGAAUCAGUAACAUUUCACUGCGAAGGAGUCGAUUAUUGUGAAGUUGUGCAGAAAUACAAAGGGAAAGUAAAAUCAUGUAACAAAACGAAUGAGAGAACACCAACAGGAUCAUCCUGCACGAUUAAAAAUGUUUAUACAGACGACAGUGGAGAGUACUGGUAUGAGACUGGAGGAAGGACAAGAAGCAACAUUAUCAUCCUCUCUGUCACUGCUGGUCCUGUGAUCCUGGAGAGUCCUGCUGUUCCUGUGUUAAUGGAAGAAACUGUGACUCUGAGCUGCAGAAACAAAACAGCUUCCUCCAACUUAACAGCUGAUUUCUACAAAGAUGGACGUCUGAUCUAUCAAAGCUCCACAGGAAACAUUGCCAUCCACAGAGUUUCAAAGUCAGAUGAAGGACUUUACAAGUGUAGCAUCUCAGGAGCUGGAGAAUCACCACAGAGCUGGCUGAAAGUCACAGACAUGACUCAUUCCUCCUCUGCUGCCACACCUUGGAUCAUUGCAACCAUUUUAGUCAGUGCUCUGUUGGUGACAGUGGGACUGCAUCACUUUGGAAAAGGUUACUGGAAGAGAGCUGGUCCUGUGAUCCUGGAGAGUCCUGCUGUUCCUGUGUUAAUGGAAGAAACUGUGACUCUGAGCUGCAGGAACAAAAUUACACCCUCCAGCUUAACAGCUGAUUUCUACAAAGAUGGACGUCUGAUCUAUCAAAGCUCCACAGGAAACAUGACCAUCCAGAGAGUUUCAAAGUCAGAUGAAGGACUUUACAAGUGUAGCAUCUCAGGAGCUGGAGAAUCACCAGAAAGCUGGCUGAAAGUCACAGACAUGACUCUUUCCUCCUCUGCUGCCACACCUUGGAUCAUUGCAACCAUUUUAGUCAGUGCUCUGUUGGUGACAGUGGGACUGCAUCACUUUGGAAAAGGUUACUGGAAGAGAGAGGCCUGCACAGUGGAUGCAGGAGGAGCAACAUAUGCUUUUGUUGCAGAGAGAGAUGACUGA